GGGGCCUGGCCUGGGAAUCCGCUGCUUCCCAUUCCAGGCACAGGGGCACAACAUGGCGGAUUAGGAGGCGAGCGACGCGCCCGGAUACAACCAACAAAUCGUGGGAUACUGAUUCCCCGUGUCGCGGAGAGGGCAGGAAUACAGGCUUUUCGGAAAGCUAGCGCACAUCUUUAAGACUUCCCGAGACAUGCAUUUUGGAUUCCAGUAAGCGCCUUUGUUGCUUUGCCCCACUCCAAAUUGGCUGUCUGUCCGAGAUCAUUCCUAUCACCCAGGCCCCCCACCCCGAACACACUCUCUGUUCCUGGGGUGUGGAGACAGGGGCCGGGGAAGUGGAAAACAAUCGCACUUUAUCUGGAACAUCAGGCUCCGUAGUGCGGGACAGGGCUGUCAAGGAGAUCAUUGUGCGAAUGAGUGAGUGAUGCAGGUUUCGUUUUUCCAGGGCAGUAUGGGUGUGUGUCCCCUGCUCCUGCUACUCCACGUAGCCUUUGUGGCCCUCAGCACGGCCCAGACACUCCCUGACCCUUCAGGUGCAGUCCUAACCGCCAAACCUACACACCCUCCUCCCACAUCACCCGCUAUAGUCACCCGGGCACCCCCAUCAUCCACCCCAUCUGCAGCACCAUCUCCUGAACUUUUUGUAACAACAGGACUCAAUGACUCUGUGGGCGUGGUGACCCCAGAGGUUCCCACAGCCCCUCCUGUUGUGGCCGUCCCUACCGAGGCACCACCCGCCCCCCCAACCCCAUCUGCCGCGUCCCCGUCCCUCACCACUGUCAAGACUACAGUUUUGGCUACAGCAGAGCCCCCUAAACCUGACCCGACACCCACUCAGUCCACUUCAGAGCCUGAGACAGACACUCCGUCGGCCCCUACAGAUGCCACCACAGCUGACAUCAGCAAGCCUCCAGAUGAUGAUGGGCAAGAUGACACUGCGGUCAUGGCGGUGAUGGUUGCCCUGUCCUCUCUGCUGGUCAUUGUCUUCAUCAUCAUCGUCCUGUAUAUGCUCAGGUUUAAGAAGUACAAGCAGGCAGGGAGCCACUCCAAUUCCUUCCGCCUGACCAAUGGCAGAGCUGACGACACAGAACUUCAGAGUGUGCCGCUAUUGGCUCGCUCUCCUAGUACCAACAGGAAGUACCCGCCCCUUCCUGUCGACAAGCUGGAGGAGGAAAUGAACCGUCGAAUGGCCGAUGACAAUAAACUCUUCCGGGAAGAAUUCAACGCGUUGCCUGUAUGUCCUAUUCAGGCCUCAUGUGAUGCUGCCUCGAAGGAGGAGAAUAAGGAGAAGAACAGAUAUGUCAACAUCCUGCCCUAUGAUCAUUCUAGGGUGCAUCUGACUUCUCUGGAGGGUGUUCCUGACUCAGACUACAUCAACGCUUCCUACAUAAAUGGAUACCAGGAGAAAAACAAAUUUAUUGCUGCACAAGGACCGAAAGAGGAAACGGUUAAUGACUUCUGGAGGAUGAUCUGGGAACAGAACACUGCCACCAUCGUCAUGGUAACCAAUCUAAAAGAGAGGAAAGAGUGUAAAUGUGCUCAGUACUGGCCCGACCAGGGAUGCUGGACCUACGGAAAUAUCCGUGUGUCAGUGGAGGACAUGAUGGUUCUGGUUGACUAUACCAUCCGCAAGUUCUGCAUUCAGCAGGUGGGUGAUGUGUCUGGUAAGAAGCCUCAGAGGCUGGUCACACAGUUUCACUUCACCAGCUGGCCUGAUUUUGGGGUUCCUUUCACUCCCAUUGGCAUGCUGAAGUUCCUUAAGAAGGUCAAGACCUAUAAUCCACAGUAUGCUGGACCCAUAGUGGUUCACUGCAGUGCGGGUGUCGGCAGGACAGGGACCUUCAUCGUGAUCGAUGCUAUGCUGGACAUGAUGGGGGCGGAGAGAAAGGUCGACGUCUUCGGAUUUGUCACACGGAUCAGAGCCCAGCGCUGUCAAAUGGUCCAGACCGAUAUGCAGUAUGUGUUUAUAUUCCAAGCUUUGCUAGAGCACUACCUGUAUGGGGACACAGAGUUAGAAGUGACGUCUCUGGAGUCUCACCUAAAUAAGCUGUAUGCUCCUUUACCUGGAGCUGGCUGUGGAGGACUGGAGGCAGAGUUUAAGAAACUUACCUCCAUUAAAAUCCAGAAUGACAAGAUGAGAACAGGGAACUUGCCUGCCAACAUGAAGAAAAACCGUGUUUUGCAAAUCAUUCCAUGGACCUUCAUCGUGAUCGAUGCUAUGCUGGACAUGAUGGGGGCGGAGAGAAAGGUCGACGUCUUCGGAUUUGUCACACGGAUCAGAGCCCAGCGCUGUCAAAUGGUCCAGACCGAUAUGCAGUAUGUGUUUAUAUUCCAAGCUUUGCUAGAGCACUACUUGUAUGGGGACACAGAGUUAGAAGUGACGUCUCUGGAGUCUCACCUAAAUAAGCUGUAUGCUCCUUUACCUGGAGCUGGCUGUGGAGGACUGGAGGCAGAGUUUAAGAAACUUACCUCCAUUAAAAUCCAGAAUGACAAGAUGAGAACAGGGAACUUGCCUGCCAACAUGAAGAAAAAUCGUGAGAAGUGUGCUCAGUAUUGGUCUAGUGAUGGUGUGAUGGUUUGUGGGGACAUGUCUAUUGAGUUGAAGAGGGAGGAGGAAAGUGAAAGCUACACUGUUAGGGACCUUCUCGUCACCAAUAACAGAGAAAAUAAGUCUCGUGCUGUGAGGCAGUUUCAUUUCCACGGCUGGCCAGAGGUGGGCAUCCCAUCUGACGGGAAGGGUAUGAUCAACAUCAUCGCUGCAGUUCAGAAACAGCAGCAGCAGUCUGGAAACCACCCAAUCACUGUGCACUGCAGUGCCGGAGCAGGGCGCACGGGGACAUUCUGUGCUCUGAGCACGGUCCUGGAGCGGGUGAAGGCGGAGGGCAUUCUGGACGUUUUUCAGACGGUGAAGAGUCUAAGACUACAGAGACCGCACAUGGUGCAGACACUGGAGCAGUAUGAGUUCUGCUACAAAGUGGUCCAGGAAUACAUUGAUGCCUUCUCUGACUACGCCAACUUCAAGUAAAGCCAUGCCCACCUGCAGAAGAUCGGACAGACUUUCCCAGUCAUGCACUCAAGUCCACACUUUCACAAAAACACCGCUAAAUGAGACAGACUGCCAGCGCAAAGCAAAAGGGAAUGAAAAUCCUUUGGCCGGCAAGCACGAGAACACAUUGGUGCUGAAGAUGGAAAGAAAACAAACAAAGAAAACACCAUUAGAGAUGCCUUCUUGAAUAUUUUGUGAUAUUGCUCUUGUUAAUAAGGCCCUUACCCAUUUCUCUCAGUGUAAAUAUGCUCUUGUAUUUUUUUUUUGUUUUUUUUUUUAUUUGUUUGGUUUUAGAAGCCGUUCUGUUGUGGUUUUUAGAGUAACCUUAAUAUAGUUUACUGGUAUAUAAAUGCAUAUAUGAAUAGCGCUAUAGAGACAGACGUGAAAGAGAGGUAGCAAAAUGAGGGUGCUUUUCAAUGGGUGUUUUAACAAAAACUUGCUUCUUUCUCUGCAGUUGAGAGACUGAAACCUAUUUGAAUGGCAGCUCAAUCCCACUUGCCUGUAGCUACAUAGCGCAGAAUGCGGCAAAAUCAACCAAUCGUGGUGCUUCAGCGACUGUAAAUGCGUGCAUUCGCAGAACACCCUUCACUGUGCUUUUCGAUUGUUUACUGGAGUGGCAGAUAUAAUUUUGAGUGUUUUGACACUCUCAUUGAGUCCAUUUUUUUGGGGGUGUGACUAAGGCAUCCCUUAGAAAUGAAGAUAUGAAGUGUGUCUUUGUAGUGUCAGUUUUGUUAGAUAGUGUGCCAGACCCGACUUGUGUUCUGCCUUGGUCCAAACUAGACAAUGGUAGAGAAAGAUAAGACUUAAAAAGACAAACAAGAGGAAACCCUGAGUGUUAAGACUGGAGAAAUUCAGUUUAACAGACUCCUCACUUCAUUUUUCUUUUGUGUUGUUUUGUCCCCUUUUUAAAGUUUCAUUCCAUGCUUUUUUCCCCAAACAUCUUUUCUUUUCAAGAUCGCUCUAAAAGCACCUUCUGUAUUUGCGAUUGUAACCAAGGAAGGGAUGUUUACUUUCCCGGAUGUCUGAUAAUUGGCCUUAACAACUGUGCUUGACAAUAAGGUUUCAUAAUGUAUACGCAGUUACUUUUCCUUAAUUUGAAGAUAAAUGAUCCCACCGGCCCGUCUAUUUGCAAGGUACUGGGGCAAAGUUGAUCCAGAAAGUUCUAGUAGAAAUGACACAAUCACCUGAUCAUCUGUUCCUGCCCAUGUAAAGGACUUCAGCCAUUGUGCCGAAGUCAACGAGCCCUUUCCAGCUCCACUGAGCCAGUUAGAUUGAUAUAUGACCCUUUCAGCCCUUAGCGGUGAGUACUUUCAACUUCUCCAAGCAAAAAGAACAGGUCGAUGGUAUGAAUGAGGACGUGUAUUGUCGUUUUAACUAGUGGAAACAUCUAAAGCUGAUUGUCAGUGGAAAGCAAGUUAUUUUCCAGGGAAUAAUUUAUGUAGGUUAAGCCCUCGUUCCACACUGCCUUGUGUUAGGAAAUGUAAGUUUUAUGAAAUGUAUGAUUUAGCUCCUAAAUAAACCCAAUAGGUGUCGUUCAAAAUCA
Sinocyclocheilus anshuiensis is the source of this 4583-nucleotide messenger RNA. Its product is annotated as receptor-type tyrosine-protein phosphatase alpha-like. The transcript has 24 exons. Gene Ontology annotation, biological process: protein dephosphorylation. Gene Ontology annotation, molecular function: protein tyrosine phosphatase activity. The record is from RefSeq and is a predicted model, not a curated record. Bases 419 to 3019 code for a protein of 866 amino acids. NCBI's taxonomy places the organism in Eukaryota, Metazoa, Chordata, Actinopteri, Cypriniformes, Cyprinidae.